CCAAAUCAGGGAAUCUGAUUAGGUUCCCUGCAUUCUCGUACCCAGAUCCUACUCUCGCGGCCUCUAGCGGAAGAUGAAAUAGGGUCUGGGUACGAGAAUGGGUUCCCUGAAGAGAGGAUUAUAUUGGAGCCUGGUUAUUAGGCACUGCUAUGAAAAGUUGGAUUUCCUGUGCUAUCAAAUGUCAACAUGAGCUUUCGGGUUAAUAAGAUCUUUGUGGCCCUCUUUGUAGGGAUUGCGGCUACCGUCGUUAACUCCUCAAAGUUUCUCGCAAUCCCCUACUCUUCCAACAGUCAUUACUUUGCAAUGAAGAAAAUUUCCAAAGAGCUUGCUGAACGAGGACAUGAGGUUGUAAUGCUUGGUUUUCAAAGUAAACAGAAAGAAACCAAAAUUCACCCUAAUGUCAACAUCGUUACAUGUGCACAAACUGAUGCCAUUGGUCUCCAUGAGGAUCUUGCAGCAGAACUCUUACGAAGCAAAAAGAGCAUAAUGCAGACAUUGUCAUUGGUGGAGGAACUGAACACUAAACUGUGUGACUGUAUUUUUACUGACAAUGAACUAAUAGAUCAGUUUAAAUCCUGUGAUGUCAUGAUAAAUGACAUAUCACUUUUAUGUGCAUCAGCCAUCCAUGAUCUACUGAAAAUUCCACGAGUAGUAUUCUACAGUGGUCUUGUUCCCCCGACGUUGCAUUCCUGGAUGCAUGGCAUACCUAUGCCACUUUCUUACAUUCCCAACAUGGGAACUGGGUUUUCCAACAGGAUGAACCUUUUGCAGCGUGCUGGAAAUGUUGUCUCUUUCUCAAUAGUGUCUGUUUACCUUUACUUGUAUGCUACGGGUGUUGGCAACAAAAUAAAGGCUCGUUAUAACAUCACACCUGAAAAGGGUUACUGGGAAUCAGACUGUGACAGUGAUUUAGUCUUGAUGCAAACUGACUUUGUUAUUAAUUAUGCAAGGCCUCUUCCUCCAGCUGCAGUUACAAUUGGUCCACUUUCUCCUGAACCAGCUAAACCUUUGGCAGAUGAACUGGAGAAUUUCAUGAACUCUCCUGAGGGGGUGGUUGUGGUGUCAUUUGGCUCAGAAGCUGAGGCAGCUAUUUUAGGGAGUGAUAUCAUGGACAAAAUGAAUACAGCUUUUGGUCAUCUGAAGCAAAAAGUGCUUUGGAAACUGAAAGAUAUGCCAACAAUAUCUGUGGCCAAAAAUAUAAAAGUGUUGCAGUGGAUACCUCAGAAUGAUGUCCUUGGUCAUGUGAACACCAAAUUGUUUAUAACCCAUUUGGGUCACAAUGGGAUGUUUGAAGCAGCUUAUCAUGGCAUUCCUAUGGUUGGGACCCCUUUGUUAUGGGAUCAGUUUGAUAAUGGUGCAAUGAUGGAAGCUGCUGGCCUAGGAAUCGUUGUAGAGAUUCGUAGUAUUACAGCAGAUGAACUACUUACAGCCAUAGAAAGGGUGCUCUAUGAACCAAGUUUCAGAGCAAAUGCUACCCGAGUGUCCAAACUUCUCAAAGACCGCAAAAGGACCCCGGUGCAAGAAGCCGCUGAUCAUUUGGAAUAUGUACUCAGACAUAAUGGCACCAAACAUUUGCGUCCAGCGGUCCUCGACAUACCAUGGUAUCAGUACUUCUUGCUUGACAUCAUGAUCUUCCUGGUUACCAUAGUAGCUGUGGUGUUGAUCUUUUUUAUAUCCGUAGGAAGAUGGGUGGUUGGACUUUGCUGUAAAAAAGUCAAAACUGACUGAAAGUAAUUACUGUAGUUUUCGUUGUAUAUUAUUACUUUAAUCUCUAGGAGGAAAUAGCCGAUGAUUACAAAUCGCGAACGGCUUGGUUUGAGCUGAAAGUCACACGACAAAAAUUACUAAUCACCAGUUAAUAAAACGUAAAUACAUAAUACAAUCAAAGUUAAAUCAUUGCAUCAGUAUAUAUCGUUUUCGGUCGGGUAUCCUAGUCAUUUUUAGUCCUAGUAUCUUUAUCACGAUCUGUCCGGACAAGUCCACGGUGUCCUGCAGCUACAGGCUGCGAGCAAAGUUGUAUAAAAUACAACCAAAUAAAAAUGUUAUUUACCGGCUAUAGGUCGGUCCGUAUAAGAAAACACUACCCUCGGUCUUCGCUGCGCUCGAUCCUUACUGUCAAGACCUCGGGCAGUGUUUUCCUAUACGGACCUCCCAGCCCGUAAAUAACAUAUACGUUUUUUUAGUGUGUGAAAGUAUACUUAGAGGUUGGGCGCGCGUAGAUACCGAUCUUCUCGUGCUGAAAAGAUUAAAAUAUGAUGAUUAUGAUAAGAAGGUAUAUUACUGAUUAUAGUCAGAAACCUAUUAAUAAGGGACUUGAAUUUCAAGUCCCUUAUAGGUUUCUGAUAUAGUAUAAAUACAACCUUGCCCAUUUUGCACUAUAAGUCCAUGUCCAUUUUCUGUGGUCUGGUAUUUCAAAUUAGCGAAGGAAUUCACACCUCGCUAAUUAUUAAAUUGAGAUGAGAUUAAUCCUAUUUUGUUAAUCAGAUAAGUUGCUAGUACAGGAAGUACCGUUAAAACUAAGAGAAACGCCGCUUCCUGGCCUCUACCUGUCGUAUCGAAAUCUAGGAUCGCGCCGAGGGAAGGAUACUUGACGAUGUCCAGCAAACGAACAAGUUCAACAAGCGAUAUAGAAAACCGAAUGCUGAUUCAAAAUGCCUUACCUAAAGUUAAUUACAUAGUUCGUAAUUAUACAUAUCAUUGGUAAUAAAUAACAAUAGAUUUUGUGAUGUAAUUUCUA
Exaiptasia diaphana is the source of this 2737-nucleotide messenger RNA. Its product is annotated as 2-hydroxyacylsphingosine 1-beta-galactosyltransferase. The record is from RefSeq and is a predicted model, not a curated record. Gene Ontology annotation, molecular function: UDP-glycosyltransferase activity. NCBI's taxonomy places the organism in Eukaryota, Metazoa, Cnidaria, Anthozoa, Actiniaria, Aiptasiidae. The transcript has 5 exons. The coding region runs from base 187 to 1728 and encodes 513 amino acids.